AUGCUCUUCAAGCGCCUUUUGCCUGCUGCCAGAGUCAUUGGUGUCAGAUGGAACAGUGGCUCGAAAAAGGGAAUCUUUUCCGAGAUCCUUGAUUCCGUCAGAAAUGAAGUGUCAAAAGAUGACGAGCUUCAAGCCUCCCUCACAAGGAUGGAGGCACGUUUGACAGACGUCAAGCAAAAUCCGGCAUUGAGGGCCGUUAAGGAUGCCACCAAAACCCUUCUCUCGAAAAACGCGCAUCUUGUAAAUGAACUCUCCCGUCUUCAAAAGAAGGGAGACGAGCUCAUUAUUAGCAGGCUUGGCCGGCGACGGGCAAAAAAGAGCACCUUGGGCGCUAGCCCUUCCACACCCCCCGCCUCGAUGGCUAGCAAAGUUUUGGACGCCACAAGAGAAACCGUUUCAGAAUCCAAAAUCAUCAAAAAUUUCAGCCGUUCCGUCAGCAGCGUCCAAUCGACACUGGUUGAUGAAACGGACUCUUAUCUUUAUGGCGGGUUUUCUCAUCGCGAACUGCGUCGCCAUGCCGUAGCAAAAAGGAAGAGCCCCAAUUCUGCGGGCUCUAAACUGCCAAUAGUGGAGGAGAAUCCAGAUGCUGGUACAGCUCUUUCUAUAUCUGAACAGGUGUCGACCAUCAAGGGGCGCGUCUCCAACGCACUUUCCACGGCUUGGAGCAACCUUUGCCAACAAAAUCCGGUCAUCAAAAAGGCCUUUGAAGUACGCCGCUCGUAUGAGGAAUCGAACAAUAUUUUUGUUUUCCUUGCUCGCUCGCUCACGUCAACGGUGUCCAGCCCCUUCAAGUCUUUCCUGUUCAAAGAGUCUGAAACGGCCCAGGUUGUAAAAGAGAUUCGGCAAAUGGAUCCUUCCUUUUCAGUGGAGAGCUUUCUUGCGGAGGCAACCAAGGUUAUCAUUCCCGAUAUCUUAGAGGCAAUAAUUUUACUGGACCGGCCUGCCCUGAAGUCUUGGUGUUCAGAAUCCCUUUUUGCGGCCCUUUCUGCAACGCUGUCUCCUCACCUGAUUGGGGAGGGCCAAAUUUUAGAUCUCAGACACGUAGAUCUGGUUACGGCGAAAAUCUCCAAUGACCUUCCCAUUUUGGUUGUUUCCUUUUCCACGCAGCAGAUAUCUUGCAUAAAAAACUCGAUUACUGGAGAAGUUUCUCGAGGUUCCCUAGAUUCGAUCGAGUCCGUGUUUUACAUGUGGGCCCUCGCAAAGACCCCAGAUGUUGAUCCACUGACCGGCGGGUGGAGGCUGAUUGAGAUGAGCGCCAGGGAUGCCCGCUCUGGAUUCUGA
Molecule: messenger RNA, 1281 nt
Organism: Mitosporidium daphniae
Lineage: Eukaryota; Fungi; Microsporidia
Product: mitochondrial import inner membrane translocase subunit TIM44
Exons: 1
Coding region: 1-1281 (426 amino acids)
Biological process (GO): protein import into mitochondrial matrix
Cellular component (GO): mitochondrial inner membrane
Molecular function (GO): protein-folding chaperone binding
Source: RefSeq, a predicted model, not a curated record